CAUAUGUGACUCACCGGUAUUUGCUCAGAUGUUAAUAUGGGUCAGACUUUCCGUUGGUGGAAUUCCCAACUGAAAUUAACACUUGGGAUUAAACAUCCUGGUUUAGAAAGUUCACUUUUACCACCACCUUUGCUCUUUUCGAAUUUCCAGACUAGAUUUGCAACUGAAUGUGGGGAAAGUGGUGUAGACUGUCACAUUCGAAAAGUUGUGUAAAAAAAUGGACGGGUUGUUUAAUCCAUAAUCUCUCUUUCCUAUAAUUACAGGGAUCCUAUGUUCCAAGAGGAAAGAGUAUAUAGUACAUGAUUUUGUAGAACAUUCUCAUAUAAAUUUACUUACCUUUUAAACAAUCCAUACUUUACACAAUGUUGUUUUAAUGUGUAGCGGGAUGGAUUAUAUCUUUGGACAUUAAGACUUUCAUAUCUAACAAAGAUUUUGUGAGAACUCUCAUUCUCAGCUUUGUUUGAACAGUUAAUUAAUUGUUAAAAUGUAUUACUGAUGAUUAAUAUGCCAGUCUGUUUUCAAAUUGUAUUACUGAUGUGUGUUCGUGGAUGUGUGGUCUUCACUAAUAAUCUGAUUUUGAGUCACAUCUUGAGCAUAUUUUCUCAUUUUAUGUCUUGAAAAAUAUCUUUUUUAACCACUGUAUUUGAAAAUUAUGUGUAGCCCUUUGCUCUCCUGUAACCCAAUGGGGAUGUUUAACCCACUGAAUGUAUGUGAUUUAAGUCAUGCAUGAUAUUUCAUGUAUAUAUUCUACCACAACAUCUGUCAAAAACAUUUUUCUUAUUUCUCUAUGUCCCCCCCCCCUACAGAAUUUUUAAACUUUCUUGAAUGAUAUGUAGUUUUAAAUACUAUUGUUUUAUCUUUUUAUCAUUUCUCUCUCUUUUUAUGCACAGAAAACUGAUUUUCAAGUACUUUGGAUGAUAUCUAUAUAGUUGGAGAUACUAAUGCAUCAUGGCUUCUAACGUUGUUUGGAGGAUACUCUACUGGGCUGUAGUGGCUUGUGCAAUUCUAUUACUACUAGCUUCAUUUUUCCAGGAAGUUUCAGGAACUACCGCUCCACCCACCAACGCCCCUGACUCAGACCCCACAACUGGACCACUCUCUGGACCAGUCACCGAUCCCUCCAUCUCCACAUCAGGAUCGAAGGACAGUCCAGAACCAAGUCCUGAUGCAACUACAAAGAGCAGUAGGGAUGCUCCAGAAACAUCAACCGUGAGUGCUUCAACACCCAAAGGGUUCAGCAGCACCCAGGACACCAAUGCAGCUGGCAUGAUUGCAACAAUGACAACAGUUUCUCCAGCACCCAAUGGCACCUCGCCUGCCGUCAUUGCAGCUGUGGUCAUCAUACUUCUCCUAGCUGUUGUUGCCAUCGUACUUGUCGUCUGGUUCUGCAGAUACCGAAACCAGCCAUGUUGUAAAGGUCAUCGAGUGCGAGCAAGACAAGGAUCAAAACAUGAAAGCUUUACAUCAGAUGGAGGUAUCAAUGGAUUCGGAAUGAGUCCCGUGCAGGCCGAGAUGCAACCUUUCAUCAUGCGACAUCGCUGCGACAUCUUCAUCCACCAUCACGGCACGGAUCUGACCCUUGCUGAAAUGAUGCGCUCCAAGCUCCUUGAUCAAGAAUCUCACCUACACGUCACCCUGUGGAGCGAGAUCGCUGGUACGGGUCGCGAUAGCCGCCCUAGCACCAAACGCCUUGCCCUCAGUCUCGUUCACAGCACCACGGUUGUCCUCUUAGUCUCUUGGAAGUACCUCCAGCACGAGUCACAACGGUUCCGCCUUGCGCUCAGUCGUAUCCCCCGCAAAGUGGACUCGGUCAGAGGCAAGGUCGUCAUCGUCCGGCGGAUCGAGGAGGACAAAGUUCCGCACGACCUCAAGACGGACAUUGCACACUCUCUAGAAUACAACGUAGACACAGAUAGUAAAUUUUUCUGGCCGCGGUUUGACCGGGCAGUGAUCCCACAAAGGGACGAUAUGCUUUACUGGAGGACAUGAUGAUCUAUUGAGUAACAACCUUGGACCUUGUUUGGGGGCAACAGCCAUCUGUCUGGACAGAACUUAAUGACCUCUGAUAUAUUAUCCAUAUUUUCAUCAUUUUUCAGUCACUGUGUUGAGCUGUGUCUGAAUUAAGAGUCCCCAGCUGUAUUGGGACAGGUUUAUUAAUUUGACUUGGAUGUAUAAAUUUGUUCUUAACGCAUUGGUUUACGUUAGUCGUCUAUGUAUCAAAGGACAUUGAUUUACAGGAGGAAGCACAGGAUUAAACCGAGUACAAGAUGGAAAUGUCAUGUAAUGAUCAUCUAUGCUCCUGUGUUAGCCCGUUGUUAUUCUAGGCUGCUUGAUGAAAGAGUUCUCAUAGAACCGAGACCGAAGUCGAGAUCAGUGAAACCUGCCAAUGUGACGAGCCAAGACCCCACCAUGGUAUUACUGUGAUGAAUUUUGACCAGUCAUGUAGUAGAGGAGAGUCCUAGAACUGAAUGAGGGACAGAGGCAUAAUGUGCAUCAGGCCUGAUGUGCAUGCCUUCAGAAUCUUCUUAGGUAUGAAAACUAGAUGAUCAAAGGGCUAUCAUGUCGAUGAAAGGAAGAACUGUGGUUUUUAGGAAAGACACGUAAAUAUAAAGUGCUGUUUUAAGAACUAAAUCAGAAUUUUGUCAGUCAAGCUUACGACAUGGAUGUAUGAUCGACACGCAGAAUUUGAUGGCUAUGAUACAGGAAAUUGAGAACCACUAGCAACUUGUGCAACUUUAUCUGAUUGGCGGUGGAAAAAGUGUGAAGAAAAUCAAAAGAUCAAUAUUAUUCUGCAAAGCCUCCGAUUACAUGAAAUAUCUAGACUUUGGAGAUGAUUACAGCUUUGUAUUUUUAAAUGCCAUUUGAGAGGAAUAUGAGCUUGACUUGAGCAACAUGAAGCCCACUUUCACAUGGAGUGACAACAUCGUACUGCAUCAGGGAAAUAUGUUGAUAUCAUUUUUAUGCUGGGAAUUAUAUUCUCUUUUUAAAAGUCUUGAUGAGUAAAUCAAGUGAUUUCCUUUCCUUCUGUCAAAGUCUUACUGUUUCAAACAAUCUCAGGUUUCUGAAUCAGAAUUAGGAUGAGCGUAAUCGAAUGAGAAAAAAAGAAUCUGAAGAUUGUCUGAGCUUGUGAUUUAAAAUCAAUUCAUUUUAAUGAUAACUGUGAAGACAGAAAGUAGCCAUGAAAAAAAAGAUGUAUAUUUGGAGGGGAAGUGUUGUCUUUCCUCUGUCAUUCUCUACGUUGUUACAGGUGAUCAUGUUCCUGUUUGACAUUCUGUUUGCUCUGCCAAUGAAGAAGCAGGAAAUGUGAACAUAAAUAGGCAGUUACCAUGGCAACAUGAGUCAUGUUUGCCAUCGUGUGCUUCUACAGGAUAAAGGGUGUGUGGAAAUGUAAUCUGGGUUUGAUGAACUUUACAAUGAGAAAUGAAACAAAGUGAAACAAGGAUAUGGUGAAGAAAAAUACAUGUAGUUGCUAUGGUGGUGAUAGAACGAUGACUGAUUUUUUAGGAUUCUUGUAGAUUUGAACUUUUAUUCUUGGCAGUCCUUCUAGCCAGUGUCUUCUUGUAACGUCCUGUCUGGGAAAUUCAAUGGGGUGACUGGCAAUUAAGUUGUAGUACCUGAUCUUAAUUGAUGUGUGGUUUUGGGUUUCCUAUAUUAAGUCUUUGUUGUAUUCAAAGGAUGGGGAUGGACAAGGUUGUAUAUGGAAUUCAUAGAAGUAGACCUUCACUAGGUCAACAUGGUAAUUAUUUGGCGCCUUGUUUGAUAAUAAAUUAUUUUUAGUUUCAUUCAGGUAUUGAUGAACUGAACCCUGUAACAUAUAACUUGGCGAUUGAUAGUGAAGCUAAUUUUUAAGACUGAUCAUACACAGUAAUCAAUGCAAUCCAGCAUAGAAUGCAGCCCCACAAUUAAUUUUUUAGCUCAAGUUUUGUUUAGGGGCCCUGAAAGAGAAUUGAUAUAAGAAGCUCUCCAUCCUUGACUCUUCAAAUCAAGAUUAAAAACAUAUCUCUUUAGUUAAGAAAAUUUUCUGUGUAGACAUAAGUAAAAAGAGCUCUGAACAAGCGCAGCUGAAUAUAUCCAUAUAAAAACUGUGCUAUACAAAUUAAUGUUCAUUAUUAUUAUUAGUAGUAUUAUUAAUUCUCGUUCCAUAAGAAACAAAUGUUUUCUGUGUUCAGUUAUGUUAAUUCAAUGGAUAAUACUAAUAAUGAUAAUAAUGAUAGAGCAGGGCCUGCUGGGAGAACAGUUUUCAGAACUGAAGUGGCUUCCCUGGGUAAAUAUAUUGAUUGAUUGAUUGAAAAUCACAUUUAUUUCCUUCAAACAGAUACAAAAUAAUAUUUGACAUAGUAACGAAUACAGUAUAUAUUUCGACACAAUUUUGAAGGAGGCGAAAACCCGGAAAGCAGAGCUUGAGUUGGGGUCGCCAGAUACAAAUAAAUAACAAGUUACGUACUGUAAUGACAUCAUAUGUAAUUGCAUAUAAAUAAGAAAGUUAAGAGUAGAAAAAGAAACACAGAUGGAGAAGAGGGAGAAGAAAUGUAGGCAUUAGAAGAUAAGUUCAUUUGAAUAACAGAGUCAACUGGUCGCAAUUACGUAACAUUGGUACAUGUAUAAAGAGCUUGAGUGACAUUUGUCUAGCAGAGCAACAGGUAAGGCAUGUGCAUUAAUUAACAUUAGAAAUGGAAGGUAGUUCAAGCAUGUCAACAUGUCAAUGAUCUCUGUCAGUGCGAGCAUUUAAAUAAAGUUUCAUUUUAUAAGAGAAAGAUUGCAAAGAACGAUAGUUUUGUAGGCGGGCUGGUAAACUGUUCAAAAAUUUUGGCGCAGAGUAGCGAAUAUCGUAUUGAAAUCUUCAGGUUCUAUGUUUUGGUAAAUGAAUUUACCUAUAUACCUAUAUUAUCAUUAUCAUUAUUAUUAUAAAUCAUAUUUACCCAGAGUAGCCACUUAAAGCUAAAAGCUGGUCUUCUAUUGGGCCCUAGCUGCAUAACGUAAUAUGGUAUCAUUACCCCUCGUAAUCCCAAUACGUCCGAGUGCCUGGUUACAUGUAGAUGGCAGAAAGUCCCAUUUUUUCUUUAAUGUAAUUAGCCAGGCAUUGAACCUACAACCUCCCAUUCAUGAGGCGGGCGCUCUACCACUGAGCCACCAGCAUGCCAUGCCAGUGCAUUAUGGUCACACGAUUGUAAAAGAAGAUUGAAUGCAUGUUGAGUGGCACGCAGGCAGAGGUAUAUGGUUUCACACCAGGAUGUACAGGAGUAUUUCUUUGAAUAACAAAGAUGUCGGUGUAGUGGAUUCCGUCAUCAAAAAGGGAAUUAGUAUGUCAUUUAAAGGGCAUACGAACUGGUCAACAGCCUUUAUACCCCCAACUCAAGUCCUCAACUACUCACAGCGGGCUAGGUGCAUUGCCCAUAAUGAAACAUUCUGUGCUGUGCAGUCUUGUAAUAUAAGCCCUUCUCGAAUGAUAACACACUAAUACACUACUCAAAACAUUCAUAUUUUAAAGGAGGAGUGAACUGUGUGUGGUCUCUCAUUGACU
This is a messenger RNA of Lytechinus pictus (painted urchin), 5521 nucleotides long. RefSeq lists its product as uncharacterized. The transcript is spliced from 4 exons. NCBI's taxonomy places the organism in Eukaryota, Metazoa, Echinodermata, Echinoidea, Temnopleuroida, Toxopneustidae. The coding region runs from base 949 to 1989 and encodes 346 amino acids. The record is from RefSeq and is a predicted model, not a curated record.